Diutina rugosa is the source of this 1719-nucleotide messenger RNA. RefSeq lists its product as uncharacterized. Gene Ontology annotation, biological process: amino acid transmembrane transport. The coding region runs from base 1 to 1719 and encodes 572 amino acids. Gene Ontology annotation, cellular component: membrane. Gene Ontology annotation, molecular function: amino acid transmembrane transporter activity. The record is from RefSeq and is a predicted model, not a curated record. The transcript has a single exon. NCBI's taxonomy places the organism in Eukaryota, Fungi, Ascomycota, Pichiomycetes, Serinales, Debaryomycetaceae.
AUGGUGUCUGAGAAGAGCACGACGCCGGAGGAAAAGUACUCGGGCAACCUCGAGUUGGUGUCCCAGGUCGACCUGCCGUACUACUCCGACGAGCCCAAGACGAAAUGGCAGGAGUUCAAGGACGGGUUCAAGCGGCUGGAAAAGCUGCACGAAGAAGGCCAGUUGGUCCAGGGGAUCAGCAAGCGCCAUCUCCAGGUGAUGGCCAUCUCCACCGGCACCGGCACCGGGUUGUUGGUCGCGGCGCUGAGUAAAUUGGCCUCGGCUGGUCCCGCGGGUCUCUUGGUCGCCUACGCCGUCCUUGGCUACAUCAUGUUGAUCCCCAUGGUCAACUGUCUCUCCGAGAUCGCCAUCGCCUACCCGGGGCUCCCCGGGGGGUUCCAGCUGUACUCGGCCAAGUUUAUCGAUGAUUCAUUGGGUGCCGCGUUGGGCUGGAACUACUACUUAAACUGGCUCGUCGUCAUUCCCUUGGAAAUUGUCACCGCCACCAUGACCAUUAAAUACUGGACCACCACCAUCAACCCCGACGCGUGGGUGCCCAUCUUCAUCGUGGUGGUGCUUUUGCUCAAUAUCUCGUCCCGCGUCUACGGGGAAGCCGAGUACUUUUUCAAUCUCUGUAAAGUACUCAUGGUUUCUGGUUUUAUCAUUUUCGGCAUUUGCGUCACUUGUGGCGCCAGUCCCUCCGGUUUUAUCGGCGGUAAAUACUACCACGACCCGGGAGCCUGGGGCAACGGGUUCCGCGGGUUUUGUACCACGUUCGCCGCCGGGGCGUUCUCUCUUGGUGGCUCCGAAUUCAUUUCGCUUUCUGCGGCUGAAGUGAAAAACCCGACUCGCGCCAUUAAAUCAGCAUCGAAAUUCACUUGGUUCAAGGUCACGGUGCUUUUCCUCGGCUCGUUGUGUAUGAUCGGGUUGUUGGUCCCCUCCAACGACCCCCACUUGUUGAACUCCGGCUCUGCUGCCACCUCGGCAUCGCCUUACGUGCUUGCCGCUUCUCUCCACGGCAUCAAGGUGCUCCCGUCAUUCAUCAACGCCGUCAUUCUCAUCUCGGUCACCUCAGUGGGCACCGCCGCCUUCUACUCCACCUGUCGCUUGCUCCACUCGCUUGCCGAACAAGGGCUUGCCCCCAAAUGGUUCGACUACGUCGAUCGUAAGGGGAGACCCCUCAGGGCGAUGAUCGUGUCGACGUUGGCGAUGUUCUUUGCGUUUAUCGCCGAGUACGAAAACGAAACCGCCGUGUUCAACUGGAUGUUGGCGAUCUCGGCGUUGUCUUUCAUCAUCUUGUGGUUCUUUGUCGGCAUCAUCUUCCUCAGAUGGCGUCAAGCGCUUAAAUACAACAACAUCCCGUUGCUGUCGCUCGCCUACCGGUCGCCCACGGGGAUUUACGGGGCGAUCCUGUGCCUGGUGAUCAACUUUGCCAUCUUGCUCGCCCAGUUCUGGACGGGGUUGUGGCCCAAAAACGGCCACGACGUCGACAUCGCCAACUUCUUCCAGGCGUACUUGGGGGUGAUCUUCUUCCUUGUCCUGUGGGUCGCCCACAAGCUCUACAGCCAAGGGUGGCGCUUCUGGACGUGGCGGUUGUGGAAGCCGUUGUCGGAGAUUGACAUCGACAAGGGCCGCGUCAUCUACGACCCCGAGGUGUUGGAGUUGGAGAAGUUGGAGGCGAAGGAAAACUUCAAGCGGGCCCCCUUCUGGAAGAAGGCCUACAUCCUCAUCUUCGACUAG